AGUAACAAGAUGCCACCCAAGACCAAAGAAAAAAGAAGGAAAGCUGGGGCACAGCAGAAGAAAAAGAACUCGGAUGCUGCUCUACGAAGGGAGGAGACCCGUCGAGCUAAGACUUCUGAGGACCAGGUGAAGCAGAGGCUGCACAGGUUGGAGGCUGAACUGGAAGGGGCCCGAAGUGAAGGAAAAGCCAUAUAUGCAGAAAUGAAACGCAAGUGCCAGACCUUGCAGGAGAAUAUGGAGACCCGCAACAAGCAGCUGGAGGAAGAAGUGAAGGGCCUUCGGGAGAAGCUGGAGACAUGCCAGCAGGAGGCUGAGGCCGCACGGGAAGAGGCUGAGCAAGCCAUUGGAGAGCGCGACUGGACCCUGGCUCAGCUCCGGGCCCAGAUGGCAGGCAUGGAGGCCGAGUAUGAGGAAAUCUUACAUGUAAGCCUCACCCUGGAGAGCCCAGCCGCCCCAAUGCCCAGCACUCCUCCACACCAUAGCCCAGGGGGGAGGAGGAGAAGUGCCUCCAAGAGAUGCCUCUUUAGCACGGUGUGCCCUAGGGGGCAGGGGCUAGAGGGUGGAGGCCACGCCAUGUGCUCUAUCACACAACCACGCCCACCAGCUCAGAAUAAGAAUUUUAACAAAAUACUAGUAAGGAAACCUUACAAACAAACCUGGGGCACUUCUCACCCCUGCCGUCUCUCUUCCUGGGGGUUGAAAUUUUGGCAUCUGCAGAACACCCUGGACCAGCUCAUGGCUAAUCUGAGAGCCAUCAAGCCUCAGUGCGAUGGGGCUGCACUGAGGCUCCACGCUAGGCACAAGGAGCAGCUGCGCCAGUUCGGACUCAACCCCCUGGAUCUUUGAGGCUGCCAGCUUUACUCUCAGGGUCCUCAGAGGCCGCAGCAAUAAAGCUUCUUGACAAAGAACUCAAUAGUGGGUGGUACCUGUGGCUCAAGGAGUAGGGUGCUGGCCCCACAUACCGGAGGUGUUGGG
Messenger RNA from Nycticebus coucang (slow loris), 975 nucleotides. RefSeq names its product coiled-coil domain containing 153 (gene DRC12). Lineage: Eukaryota; Metazoa; Chordata; Mammalia; Primates; Lorisidae. The record is from RefSeq and is a predicted model, not a curated record. Bases 10 to 846 code for a protein of 278 amino acids. The transcript is spliced from 4 exons.